AUGAACAUCCGAACUGUGCUAUCGUUCCAUUGUGUUCCCGACCUUAACUGGGACUAUCGGAUGGAACGGGCACCAAUUCUGUACGUCAAUGAAAUUGCCUAUCCGAUCCUGGCUGUGUUUGGUAUCCCUGCGAACGUGCUGACGGCUGCGAUCCUGUACCGGGGAAAGUGCGGGCUCUCUAAAGGAAUCACCCGGUACAUGGUGGCGAUGGCAAUCUCCAACCUGCUCGUUCUCAUCGUUCACGUAUUAAUUCGGAAAAUCUACAUGUACUACACCCCUAACUCCUUCCUCUCCCUCAGCGCAAUUUGUCCAUCCAACAUAUACCUACGGGUCGUUACUCUGGAUUUUUCAGUAUGGUUAACCAUGUCGUUCACCUUUGACCGUUUUGUCAGCAUUUGCUGCCCGAAGCUGAGACUCGCCUAUUGCACGGAUAGGACGGCCGUCACGGUCAUUGUGUCAUUAUGGGCGCUCAGUUGCUUAAAGUACAUCCCCUUUAACGUCAUGUACGUGCCACGCCUCACCGUGGACAAUGUGAAAUGGGGGUGCCGACCCAAACGAGCCUACUUCAUUUCCGGGUGGUGGUUGGUGUUUUCGUGGAUGUGUUCAAUCUCUCUCCCCUUCCUACCCUUCCUAAUAAUUCUAUUGUUCAACGGACUGACGGUCAAGAACAUCAUAGCGGCCAACAAAGUCCGUCGUCGCCUGAAGGCACUGAAUGGCAAGGACACUGAGGCGGAGAAUCGGCGGAAGUCCAUCGUUUUACUGUUCACAGUGUCCGGCGCCUUCAUCCUGCUUUGGACAACGGUGGCUGUCAACUUCAUCUGCACUCGUGUCGCUGUGAAUUUCUUGGGCGGGGAUCACACAAGCCCAUCUUACAUCGCCAAUGACGUUGGGGUCUUGCUCAUGCACGUCAGCUCCUGCGCCAACACGUGUAUCUACGGGAUGACACAGAGGAAGUUUAGGCAGGAGGUGAAGAACGCGUUUACACAUUUAACUAGUAUUGUUCAACCCAUGACACCGGCGCGGCAGUUGCCUGGAACUUGA
Messenger RNA from Leucoraja erinaceus (little skate), 1041 nucleotides. Its product is annotated as probable G-protein coupled receptor 139. The coding region runs from base 1 to 1041 and encodes 346 amino acids. Lineage: Eukaryota; Metazoa; Chordata; Chondrichthyes; Rajiformes; Rajidae. Gene Ontology annotation, cellular component: membrane. Gene Ontology annotation, molecular function: G protein-coupled receptor activity. The record is from RefSeq and is a predicted model, not a curated record. The transcript is spliced from 2 exons. Gene Ontology annotation, biological process: G protein-coupled receptor signaling pathway.